This is a messenger RNA of Aspergillus costaricaensis CBS 115574, 520 nucleotides long. RefSeq lists its product as uncharacterized. NCBI's taxonomy places the organism in Eukaryota, Fungi, Ascomycota, Eurotiomycetes, Eurotiales, Aspergillaceae. The transcript has a single exon. The record is from RefSeq and is a predicted model, not a curated record. Bases 145 to 429 code for a protein of 94 amino acids.
CGACAUCAUGUCCUCCCACUGAUGUUCCUGACUUCUCCCUUCUUUCCCGCCCGUUUCGUUCCGUAUCCUACCUAGUCUUGCCUUUCCAUCACCGUUGAUUGAAAAGUUGCUCUCUUCCUUAUUAUCCGAAACCUCAAACCUACAAUGAAACUGGGAUCCGCCCCCCUCACACAACUCGCAAUCUUUUCCACACCGUCCCCCUACUCGCACUGCCUUUGUUCCGUUCCACUGAUCCUCUCUUCUUUUCUUGUCGAGCAACUAUCCUCACUUACCUGUCACAUGAAACAUCUAAACCCAGGAGGGGCUACCCAGCUGUGUUUUUCCCUUAUUAUCUGCAAGGGUCCCUUUCAAAUUUCAUCUCCGGGCUUCUCAGGCAUGUACAAUCAGGGACCAGGACUAUCGAUACUACAAAAUGAAAUGAAAACCUAGUGUGAUGGAACAUGACCAUUCUUUAUGCCUGUAUGCCACUGAGCAGUAGACGUAGAUUUAUCACUCUUACCUAUCAGUGCUAUCAACGAAA